This is a messenger RNA of Morone saxatilis (striped sea-bass), 976 nucleotides long. RefSeq names its product sterile alpha motif domain-containing protein 12-like. NCBI's taxonomy places the organism in Eukaryota, Metazoa, Chordata, Actinopteri, Moronidae. Gene Ontology annotation, molecular function: protein binding. Gene Ontology annotation, cellular component: cytoplasmic side of plasma membrane. Gene Ontology annotation, biological process: cell surface receptor protein tyrosine kinase signaling pathway. The record is from RefSeq and is a predicted model, not a curated record. Bases 111 to 389 code for a protein of 92 amino acids. The transcript is spliced from 4 exons.
GGAAUGCACCUAAUGUAACAGUGAACAGGUAGAGACAAGGGUCGCCAUUAAUAUCUGAUCAGAGUCAAACGGAGCUCGGCGCAGGGUGACGGUGAUGUGGCUGCAGCGUGAUGAGCCUGUCAAAGCGAGUGUCCUUCUGGUCGGUGGAAGAGGUGUUGGAGUGGGCGCAGGAUCAGUACCCGACCCACAUGAGCACGCUCCAGAAAGCCAUCAUUAAACACGCUAUAUCAGGCCGUGCGUUGCUGAGACUGAAGGAUCAUCACCUGGAGCUCCUCGGGGUGGAGGAUGAGGAGCACCAGCAGGAGAUCUUGCAGGACGUCCUCCUCCUCCGAGUUCAGGAAGAAAUCAAUGAACUCAAUGACCUCUGCUCUGAGUGUUUUUCUUCAUAACGGGAGAUAAAUAUCUUCAGAAGACAUGCGGCCACCAUCCAUCCAUGUGAAGGAGGGAGGGAAGUGGGAGUGAUGGAAAUAACAAGAGAAGGUGAAAAGAAAAGAAUCAAUGAAGAAUGAAGAGAGAAAGAAACCCAUUUCCUGCGUGAAACCUGACCUGUGCAGAUGGAUGAGAUUAGUUCUUGUCUGAGUGUCUUUUUCUGAUUCCACCUUCUGUCCAUUAGUCUCUGUCUUUCUCUAUAGUGGCUUUGCAUCCCAUCAGUGUAUUAGGACGUAUUUUUAGCCGCGCUGGCUGAGUGGCGUUCGGGAUGGAAGUGCCAGUUUGUCUGUCCGUCCAUCCACUCCAUAUCUCAACAGAAACUUCAUUCAUGAUUGGAUGAAUCGGACCUUUCCUCCAGUGCCCGGUGGGUUGUUUUACCCUUGGAAGCCCAAAACUGAAACUUAACAGUGAGCCACGGGCCAAAAGCAAAGACUUUUUAUAUUAUUAAGCAGUCCCUCCAGGAAGCGAUCGAUCCAAAAAUAAUAUAAUACAGACAGAGAAUUAUAUAAAAAGUUCCCUAAAAAGGAAAUAAUCUGCUCAAAAUUCA